Molecule: messenger RNA, 1363 nt
Organism: Sorex fumeus (smoky shrew)
Lineage: Eukaryota; Metazoa; Chordata; Mammalia; Eulipotyphla; Soricidae
Gene: DNTTIP1
Product: deoxynucleotidyltransferase terminal interacting protein 1
Exons: 13
Coding region: 11-1132 (373 amino acids)
Cellular component (GO): nucleus
Molecular function (GO): nucleosome binding; DNA binding
Source: RefSeq, a predicted model, not a curated record
GGGGCCGCCAAUGGGGGCGACGGGCGACGCGGAGCAGCCGCGGGGGCCCGGCGGGGCCGAGCGGGGCGGGCCCGAGCUGGGGGACGCGGGGCCGCUGGUGCCGACGAAGGCGCGGGGCCGCGACUCUGCGGGCUGCACACCUGCCCUCGGCCGCCCCCAGCCCUCGCGCCGGCCCCGCGGUGGGCGACGCGGCGAGAGCGCCCCGGCGGGCCGCGCCGCGGUGACCUCCGUCCCUUGGUCCCCACAGAACCCGUGGAACAUCAUGAUAAAGCACCGGCAGGUGCAGCGAAGGGGCCGCCGCUCCCAGAUGACCACGAGUUUCACAGAUCCUGCGAUCUCCAUGGACCUCCUCCGCGCUGUCCUGCAGCCCAGCAUCAACGAGGAGAUCCAGACUGUCUUCAACAAGUACAUGAAGUUCUUCCAGAAGGCAGCCCUGAACGUGCGGGACAACAUCGGGGAGGAAGUGGAUGCUGAGCAGCUGAUCCAGGAGGCCUGUCGCAGCUGCCUGGAGCAGGCCAAGCUCCUGUUUUCCGACGGAGAAAAAGUGAUCCCCAGAUUGACUCAUGAGCUUCCUGGGAUAAAGCGUGGCCGGCAGGUGGAAGAGGACUGCGCCCUUCGGGGAAGCCCCAUUCCCAAAAAGAGGAAGGGACGGCCUCCUGGGCACAUCCUGUCAAAUGACCGGGCAGCCGCCGGCAUGGUAUGGAAACCAAAAUCCUGUGAACCAAUUCGCCGAGAAGGCCCCAAGUGGGAUCCCGCUCGCCUCAAUGAGUCAACCACCUUUGUGCUGGGCUCACGUGCCAACAAGGCCCUGGGGAUGGGGGGCACCAGAGGGAGAAUCUACAUCAAGCACCCACACCUCUUUAAGUAUGCAGCUGACCCCCAGGACAAGCACUGGCUGGCCGAGCAGCAUCACAUGAGGGCGACCGGGGGGAAGAUGGCCUACCUCCUCAUUGAGGAGGACAUUCGGGACCUUGCUGCCAGCGAUGACUACAGAGGCUGCCUGGACCUGAAGUUAGACGAACUGAAGUCCUUUGUCCUGCCCUCCUGGAUGGUGGAGAAGAUGCGGAAGUACAUGGAGACACUACGGACAGAGAAUGAGCAUCGCGCCGUGGAAGCUCCCCCGCAGACCUGAAUGGGUGGCCUGGCCAGUUGUGGCAGCCCUCCAGGGCGCUCCGACCCGCAUGGCCAAGGCCUCUGCCGGACUGUUCGACCGUGGGUCUCAGCAACAUUAAGCUGUGCCUGGGCUAGUCUGUAGUGAGUCAUUACAGAGCAGCCCAGACGGGGCACAUAGUUCUUUAUUUGUAAAGUUAUUGGGAUAAGAAACAAUUAAGCAGUUUGUAAUAAAGACAGGUGGUGAACCUGC